Molecule: messenger RNA, 447 nt
Organism: Arachis ipaensis
Lineage: Eukaryota; Viridiplantae; Streptophyta; Magnoliopsida; Fabales; Fabaceae
Source: RefSeq, a predicted model, not a curated record
AUGCUCACUGAAGAAUGCAGUGCUAUGAUCCAAAGAGGUAUCCCACCAAAGCUUAAAGAUCCAGAGAGCUUUGUGGUUUCACACACCAUAGGCAAGAUGACGUUAGAGAAAGCUCUCUGCGAUCUAAGUGCUAGUAUCAACUUGAUGCCCCUCUCAAUGAUGAGAAAGCUUGCCAUACAAGAAAUCAAACCUACCAGGAUGUCAUUGGUGAUGGCCGAUAGAUCAAUCAAGACACCCAAUGGAGUUGUGAAAAAUCUAUUAGUGAAGGUUGGAGAGUUUAUCUUCCCUGCAGACUUUGUGAUCCUAGACACAGAAGAGGAAGGAAACAACUCAAUUAUCCUGGGAAGACCAUUUUUAGCUACAGCAAGAGCUAUUAUCGAUGUAGAAAAGGGAGAAAUGAUCUUUAUGGUGCACAAUGAGCAAAUGGUCAUCAAUGUUUUUAAAUAA